AUGGGCGGUGUACGAGGAAAGUCUCAAGGUUGCGGAACCUGUCGAGCACGUAAAAUCGCGUGCGGACAAGAAAGACCCCGCUGCAGCCAAUGCKUCAAAUCCAACCGCCAAUGCGCGGGCUACCAGCGCGACAAGGUGUUUGUCCUGGUUCAACCCGACGCCAAAGAAUCUGCCCGCACAACCCGCCAGGAGGCCCAGGACAUCGCAAAGAUCAACCGAAAUCCACUCGAUCAAGGUCCCGGACAUGGGAUUAUCAUGAGUUGCAGUAUUCGCCAACACCUCCUGGACGCCUUCAUCGGGCGCUGUCUCCCUCACCCGCGGUUCCGCGCACGCAGCUGGUACAAACCGUGGCUCUUUCUCCUCGCCGACAUCCCCACCAGAUCCAAGGCGCUGGAAUUCUCGACUUUGGCCAUUUCCUCGGCGACCAUCGGUAGGAGAUUCAACGACAGCGCUCUCGUCCAUCAGAGUCUAAGGGCGUACACGAGGGCCCUUCGCGAGAUGCAAAAGGCGCUCUGGAGCGGCACUCUGGUACGCGAAGAUGAGACGCUGGCCGCGUGCUUGGUUCUGAGCUUGUAUGAGCUCAUGGAGUGUCCGGAUAACGGGGCGGAUGCGUAUCAGAGCCACUGCAGAGGAUAUCUGUCGCUGGUCAAGGCGCGUGGGAUGGAUGCUCAUACGGAUGGAAUCGGGCAUGAUCUUUUCGUGGGCGUGAGAUUACAGGGGAUCCUUGACGCGAUUGGCAACCGCGUGCCGAAUUUCAUUUGUGAUCCUGUCUGGUGCCGGGAUCCGUGGGCCUCGCGACCGAAACGAAUGGCCGACCGCAUUGCGGAUUGUCUCGCUCGCAUGCCGUCCAUUCUGCAGCGAUAUGACCAAUUGUCAUCUCUGCACCGGAAGGAAAUUCUGGAUUCAACAUACGGGCUUGUUGAGGAAUGUCUGAGGAUCGAUCGGACUUUAGAGGAUAUCUACGAGGACCUUCGGCUUCAGGUAGAGGGUCCGUUGUAUUGGUCUGUCCUCUCGCCGUCGUUUAGAGACAGUGUUCACGACCAAGGCUUGUUUCCUGUGAUAUACGAAUUUCCCGAUCUCAAGACUGCAACGUUGUUGAUGCUGUAUUGGGCCACGAAGACUAUGCUGUGGGCUACGCUGAGCAACCUGUACGAUGUCAUUCGUCUACAGGGGGUCCAUGCCAUCACUGUCCCCAUCGUUGAAGUAACCGGUGAGAAACAUGAGCCGAGUCCCAAUGGCGACGAAGAUAUUUCAACCGAACGAAAUUCCCCGACUCUGGGCGAUGGACAAAACUACUUGCGAAUGGCACGCAACGUCUGCCAGUCGGUGGAGUACUGCCUGCAAGAAGACAUGUCGCUUCUGGGAAUGCUUGCCGCGUCAAUACCCGUAAUCAUUACAGUAUGGGCUAUCCGGUAUCGGCACAAUGACGAAGCAGAGUUGGCCUGGUUGAUGGGCGCAUCGCAGAAGAUGCGCCAGGGGCUGCAAAUGUGGACACACAUAUGA
This is a messenger RNA of Aspergillus viridinutans, 1503 nucleotides long. RefSeq names its product Zn(II)2Cys6 transcription factor. The transcript has 3 exons. Gene Ontology annotation, biological process: regulation of DNA-templated transcription. Gene Ontology annotation, molecular function: zinc ion binding; DNA-binding transcription factor activity, RNA polymerase II-specific. The record is from RefSeq and is a predicted model, not a curated record. NCBI's taxonomy places the organism in Eukaryota, Fungi, Ascomycota, Eurotiomycetes, Eurotiales, Aspergillaceae. The coding region runs from base 1 to 1503 and encodes 500 amino acids.